This is a messenger RNA of Clarias gariepinus (North African catfish), 2978 nucleotides long. It is a transcript of the gene sdc2, whose product is annotated as syndecan 2. Gene Ontology annotation, biological process: cell migration. Gene Ontology annotation, cellular component: membrane; cell surface. The transcript is spliced from 5 exons. Bases 306 to 950 code for a protein of 214 amino acids. Lineage: Eukaryota; Metazoa; Chordata; Actinopteri; Siluriformes; Clariidae. The record is from RefSeq and is a predicted model, not a curated record.
UCGACACAAAGUAACCGCUCGAUACAGACUGCGCGUGAAACACUCAGGCGUUUUCGUGAUUAUUUCUGGGAAAAGAGAAGAAGGAGCAGAAACUGUACUGCGGAGAAAGUCUGAGGGGAGGGGGGGUAAAGCAACACGUAUCUAAGGGGGUGUGUGUGUGUGAGAGAGGGAGAGAGAGAGAGAGAGGGCGAAGGUGGAGAGAGAGAGAGAGAGAGAGAGAGAGACACACACACACACACACACACACAGAGUUACUCAGGAGAAGAGAUUUGCUCGCUUUUGCUGCUUGAAGCCUCGUAGGAAUUAUGAGGAACGUUGGGAUGAUACUGACCCUCUGUCUGAGCGUCCUUCUGUCCGGAGAGAGGAUAUUGGUCACGGCUGCAAAGUCUCCGUCCUCCGCAGAUGAUCUGUACCUUGAGGAGACAGGGUCUGGAGGAUACCCUGAAGAUGACGACGACUUCAACUCUGGAUCAGGCUCAGGUGCUGGUGCGGAAGAGGAGACGGUGGUUACAGUAAACACGAUAUUCAUAGCACCCAAAGCAAAGCCUACGCAGGACACCACCAAAGACUUCACACCCAGAGUGGAGAGUUUCACAGCCAGGGACUGGGACCGGGACCACACAAGAGACCUGCCUAAACAGCCUGUCAGGACAGAGCCUCCGGUUCCCAUCACUGAGGAUAUGCGCAGAAAUGGAGUCGCUGGAACCACUAGCUCUCCUCGCUCCGCUGUAGAGCCCUACGAGGUGCACUCGGAAAACCUCUUCCAGAGGACGGAGGUAUUGGCAGCCGUCAUCGCGGGCGGAGUCAUCGGCUUCCUCUUCGCCAUCUUCCUCAUCCUCCUCUUGGUGUACCGCAUGAGGAAGAAGGACGAAGGCAGCUACGACCUCGGUGAGCGGAAACCGUCGGGAGCGGUGUAUCAGAAGGCUCCUACCAAGGAGUUUUAUGCAUAGACUCCAUUUCCACAAUUGUCUCGCAAGCUAAACUUCAUCAGUGACGGCAACGACGGUCCCAUAUCGCCGACGAAGACAAAUAACGUUCAAGUAAAGAUCAAAACUAAGACACCAACCGAGGAACAUGAGUAACAUAAAGAAAGCUUUUGCGUAGAGUAUUGUAAUUCCUUUCUUUCUUUCUUUUUUUUUUUAAAUAAAUAAAAAAACAAGCAAUUAUGGUAAAUCUCAGUGUAUUUAAACUUUUAUUGUGUAUUAUUUUGAAAAAGGCUGAAAAGAAAAAAAAACACAAACAAUAUCUGUAAAGGUGAGGAAUCUUCAUCUUUCUGUCAAAGGAGCUGUUUUUAGUCGCUGACUACUUUUUAACUGUAGCAGUAUGUAUUUGUAAAGUAAAAAAAAAAAAAGAAACGAUUUGAAUAGAAUUGUUCUGUAUCAGUCCUGCUUUCUUUUUCAGCAUUAGGUUUUUGUCUUAGCAUGUCUAAUGUUGAUGUUAAAGGUGUAUCUCAUUAACUUAUCUUUUUUUUUUUUUUUUUUUUACACCCUGGUGUUUUUAAAAAUGCCUUUCUUUACUUUUUUACAGAGCUUUUCAUCUCGAGAUUAACAGUUAUCCUUCAGUGUAAGCGUGCUCCCAGGGACUUUUUAUUUUUAAGCCCUCGUGUCCACCUGGUCAGUUAAAAAAAAAAAAAAAUCAUUUUUUUCUUCUCGCUUCUUGUGUAAUAUCACUUUGUGGUUCAGUCAGUAAUUGGACGUGAGGGUGAGAAGUGACGGGACAGAGGUAGAGCAUGUAACUUUAUGAUUUUGGUUAAUUUGGUCCCAUUUGGUACGUGUAGGUGCUUGUCGGAGUUUGAGUUUAAAAGAAAAGGAACAAAAAAAAACAAAAAAACAAUCCCCUUUAUUUUUCUUCCUCGCACCACUAUACAAUACUGAUUGACCAUGACGGGAACUGAAUGUUUUUGGCUUCGAUAUCAGUCAUAUCUGUAAGUUUAGAUUACUGUGUAGAAGGAAGUGACACACUGGGGUUUCAGCACAUCCUAUUUAACCACGACUGGUGCAUUUACGCAUAAGCUGAUUUUUUUUUUGCCAUUUUUUCCCCCCACCCGCUGAGGCUUAAUGGUUGAGUCUGCUGCCCCACUGGUUUGUUUGUUCCUCUCUCUUGGGUGUGAUGCCUUUUGGAUUUCGAGCCCGGCCCGGCCCGGCUGCCUCCCUCCCCAAGACACAUGGGUGUUUUUUUUUUUUUUUUUUUUUUUUUUUGCUUCUGGUAAAGUCUCCAGAGUGAUUCAUGCCAAACUGUUUUGAUCUAAUCAGGUCCCUUUUGUUAGAAGCUAUACUUAGACCUGGAGAACUGCUCUGAUUAAUAGCCUGCGACUCAUCUUAAAUGAUAAUGAGUCCAGGAAGUUCCUUUCCGAGUGGUUUCUCUGCUCGGGAAGGCUACAUGAAUUCGGCAGGUCAUGAAGUCGUACUGAGAAGGAAGGAGAGCAGAGCGCGGAGAGGCCCCUGUUUCUGAACACGUCACACACUGCAUACUAAACUCCACACAUUCACGGGCUUUGCUUCAUGUUCUUAAUGCCGUGUGGACAUGAUCCACCUUAGCUGGACAUGGACACAGAACAUUACUGCAACACAGAAUUAAGGGAUUCUUACAUUGUGGUAUCAUAUUCUCUUGGCCACCUUUUUGAGUUUUCACAUUUUAUUGUGACUUUUUCAUCAUUGUUAUUAUUAUUAUAAGUUUUUUAUCCUUUAGACUUUUUAAAGACGAGUCCAAAUGCUUAUUCACAUAUAGAAAAAAAACUAUAUCGAAUAAAAUAUAUAAAUGUAUAUUCACGAAAUGUUUUAAACCUUCAAAGUGCCUAUCAUUUGAAAAUGUGCUUGUGUGUGUGUAUCGGCUAAAAGGGAGUGUGUACACCGGAGUGGGCCGGAGCAACUGGUAUCGUGUAAGCACAGCUGACUGUAACGGUAACCUUUUUUAGUCUUACAAAAUGCAGACAGUAUUGUAAGUUGAAACAACACUACUGAAUAAACAUUGUGGCCUAA